Messenger RNA from Chinchilla lanigera (long-tailed chinchilla), 723 nucleotides. It is a transcript of the gene Rpl12, whose product is annotated as ribosomal protein L12. The coding region runs from base 165 to 680 and encodes 171 amino acids. Gene Ontology annotation, molecular function: large ribosomal subunit rRNA binding; structural constituent of ribosome. Gene Ontology annotation, cellular component: cytosolic large ribosomal subunit; ribosome. The transcript is spliced from 7 exons. The record is from RefSeq and is a predicted model, not a curated record. Gene Ontology annotation, biological process: translation. Lineage: Eukaryota; Metazoa; Chordata; Mammalia; Rodentia; Chinchillidae.
CUAGCUGCAACCUCGGCUGCGGAUGGAGCCUCGCUUCUUCCCGCGGCGCGCGCCGCAUGUCUUUUCGUGCCGGGCUGCAGGGCCGCGCUUCCUAGAAGCCACCCGGCGCGGCGUGGUCGGGACAGGGCUUGCUUUUUCCGGGCCUCAGCUGCCCCCGCCUGUAAAUGGGGAGGGAGGACCGGACGACCUGCGGCGGCCUUGCAGCCUGCGCGCCUUGGGUGUACCUGAGGUGCACCGGUGGCGAAGUCGGCGCCACGUCUGCCCUGGCCCCCAAGAUCGGCCCCUUGGGUCUGUCUCCCAAAAAAGUGGGUGAUGACAUCGCCAAGGCAACUGGUGACUGGAAGGGUCUGAGGAUUACGGUGAAACUGACCAUUCAGAACAGACAGGCUCAGAUUGAGGUGGUGCCUUCUGCCUCUGCCCUGAUCAUCAAAGCCCUCAAGGAGCCACCAAGAGAUAGAAAGAAGCAGAAAAACAUUAAACACAGUGGGAAUAUUACUUUCGAUGAGAUUGUCAACAUUGCCCGACAGAUGCGGCACCGCUCCUUAGCCAGAGAACUUUCCGGAACCAUUAAGGAAAUCCUGGGGACCGCCCAGUCUGUGGGCUGCAAUGUGGACAACCGGCACCCUCAUGACAUUAUAGAUGACAUCAACAACGGUGUUGUGGAGUGCCCAGCUAGCUAAGAAACACAAAAUACUUCAAUAAAAAGAUGAUCUGACAACUGCA